ACCAGCCCAGAAAGUUCCAGAUCUCACGCCCCAGCUCCCUGCGGUCAUGAGGGUCUCCGCAGCGCUUCUGUGCCUGCUGCUCACAGCUGCCGCCUUCAGCCUCCAGGCGCUCGCCCAGCCAGGUGCAUUCAGUGCCCUGUUCCCUUGCUGUUUCACGUUUAACAAUAAGAAGAUCCCCUUGCCGAAGCUGACGACCUAUCGAAUCACCAGCAGCCACUGUCCCCAGACAGCUGUCAUCUUCAGGACGAAGCUGGCCAAGGAGAUCUGUGCUGACCCGAAGGAGAAAUGGGUCCAGGAGUAUGUGAAACAGCUCAGUCAAAAAUCUCAUGCCCUGAAGCCUUGAACUCGUCCAGCCACACUAAGACCAAGCCAGAGUGUGAGAAACGACGAUUUAUUCACCUCCAGCCUGCCCGGCUAUACCCUGGACUAAUUUUACUGUAAUUUUCAA
Prionailurus viverrinus (fishing cat) is the source of this 448-nucleotide messenger RNA. Its product is annotated as C-C motif chemokine 13-like. Gene Ontology annotation, molecular function: CCR chemokine receptor binding; chemokine activity. The record is from RefSeq and is a predicted model, not a curated record. Lineage: Eukaryota; Metazoa; Chordata; Mammalia; Carnivora; Felidae. The coding region runs from base 47 to 343 and encodes 98 amino acids. Gene Ontology annotation, biological process: neutrophil chemotaxis; inflammatory response; cellular response to tumor necrosis factor. Gene Ontology annotation, cellular component: extracellular region. The transcript has 3 exons.